AUGCAAACCCUCUCCAUUCUCACCAGCCUCUUGUUGGCCACCUCCUCCCUCGUCCUCGCCAAUCCCACCAGGCCCGUCUGCGGCACCUGCAACCCUCUGUCGGGCCAAAACAACUGCGACAUCACGACCUCGUGCAUCAACACGGGCACCCGCUUCCAUUGCGCUUGUCGCGCGGGUUACAAGGCGUCGAAGAACAACAAUGAUAUCACCAAACAGUUCCGGUUGAACGUGCCCAACUACCAGUUCCUGGUCUUCACACCAGAGUCAACUGAAUGCAAUACGCUCUGCGAUAAUCCGUACGGAGCGGGCCCGAAUCUGUGUGCCGAGGUGCCGAUUCAGAAUAGGUGCGAGGUUUAA
Messenger RNA from Aspergillus bombycis, 357 nucleotides. Its product is annotated as putative adhesin. Lineage: Eukaryota; Fungi; Ascomycota; Eurotiomycetes; Eurotiales; Aspergillaceae. The coding region runs from base 1 to 357 and encodes 118 amino acids. The transcript has a single exon. The record is from RefSeq and is a predicted model, not a curated record.